Molecule: messenger RNA, 1766 nt
Organism: Chaetura pelagica (chimney swift)
Lineage: Eukaryota; Metazoa; Chordata; Aves; Apodiformes; Apodidae
Gene: TMEM108
Product: transmembrane protein 108
Exons: 4
Coding region: 150-1541 (463 amino acids)
Biological process (GO): retrograde axonal transport; dendrite extension; postsynaptic density organization
Cellular component (GO): axon; endosome membrane; postsynaptic density
Source: RefSeq, a predicted model, not a curated record
UUCCUCCAAACCAGUUCCAACAAUAACAGCAACUCCUGCGUGCAGCUGCCUCGUUAGGGAGAAGAUGUAUUUUUCCUUUUUCUACUGAGGGAUGAAGCUUCCGAAUCAGUGUGAUGUGAGCAGGUGAGGAUGUCUGCUGACAAGUCCAAAUGAUAUUUUCAGGUGUUCUACUGAUCUUGGCACUGACAGAAGAGCUGGUUUUUUCUGUCCAGGUACUGUCUCCCACAGUCUCCUCCUCUCAGGGCUUCCCGAUGGACACUACCACAGUCACAGCCAUGGGAACGACACCUCGCCACGCGGCAGAGCCCCUUCCCACAUCCACUCAGGCCCUCCCCCAUCCCAGCAGCCUGCCGGAGACAGCCCGUCCCACCGGGCAGAAGCAAGUGAGCAGCCCCCACCCGGCUGAACAGGAAACGUAUCAUUUAUACAACCAGAGCGCUUUGUACACGGGACAGACUCGCCCCAAGGGGAAAAUAUUCCAGGUUUUCAAAGGCAACUUCUCGGAGUCCUCAGAGCCUUACCUAAAGACAGCCCUGCACUCUCCCUUCCCUACCCUGAGGAGCCCUUUCACAGACCACCCGUUCCAGUCCCAACCCACAGCAUCCAGCGAUCCCAGUGGCACGGGGCUGGCAAGAACUACACACUCAGACCCUUCUCCCCACCGGGGCGCCUCAGGGAGCCUUAGGGAAGCAGAGCGAGGGGAUGGGGCUGAGCUAGUAGUGCAGGAGGCAGAUUUUGCCACCACAACUGCUGGACCAUCAACUGAUCCUGAAGCAGUGUCGGUGCCUUUUAAACCCACCCACUACGGUGUUUGGGAUAUGCUCAGCAAAAACAACUCUUGGGUGACCUUGAAUCUCAGUACAAAUGUCCCCCUGUUUGCUGGUCCUGGAUCUGCAACAGCAGCAGCAGGUCACUCGGUUCAGACCAGUUUUGACAUCAGCAUCUCCUCCCCAGCAGCUGGAGAGCCCGAGGGACCUGCUCCAGCACAGCAUGGUGAGGUGACUAACACGACCUUGCUGGGCAGUCCUCUCUCCACAGUACCCACCACAAGGUUGUCCAGUUCCAUUUCCACAGCUGGCUCCACCGCCACUGGGAACUUCCUAAAUAGACUGGUUCCUGCUGGGACCUGGAAACCUGGAGUGCAAGGAAAUAUCUCCCAUGUCACUGAGGGGGACAAACCUCAGCACAGAGCAACCAUCUGUCUCAGCAAGAUGGACAUUGCCUGGAUCAUUCUGGCUAUCAGCGUACCUAUAUCCUCAUGUUCAGUUCUGCUGACAGUCUGCUGCAUGAGGAGGAAGAAAAAGACAUCUAACCCAGAAAACAACCUGAGCUAUUGGAACAAUGCUAUUACCAUGGACUACUUCAAUAGGCAUGCUGUAGAGUUACCGAGAGAGAUCCAGUCCCUGGAGACUUCAGAGGACCACCUCUCAGAGCCGCGAUCUCCUGCCAAUGGCGACUACCGUGACAGCGGGAUGGUCCUUGUGAACCCCUUCUGUCAAGAAACACUGUUUGUAGGACAUGAGCAAGUCUCUGAGAUAUGACCUCAUAGCUGCCCACCACCAUGUAUUGCAGUUUCAUCUCUACUGUCUCCAAAUUAUAAAUAAAUAUAUAUAUUCUAAAUAUAACCUUUGUGUAACCCUGAAUUACAAGAACUGUUUUCAGCUUUUCCUUUCUCCCUCAGAGUUGUCAGCCCCUUUUUUAUAAGUGUGGUAAAACUUUACAGAACAAACCGUGGCUUUAUAAAAUAAAGGUAUUUCUAAGCAAAA